GAGGGCUCACUUAACCUCCAUUAUUAGUUGGAGUUCUCAAAAACUCAACUUUCUGCAUAAUUUGGCAGCCAUCGAAACAACGUAAGUUACUGAUUUAAUAAAUAUUAUUUGCAUAGCAAAUGGGUUGCGGUAUAUCACAGUCUGUGCUUCGAGGCAACGAUGAUGUCUCGAAGUCAGAUGCGUUCAUACGCCUGUGCACCAACGAGAAAAGCCCGCUCGCUAUGCAGCUUAGCGGCUACUUUAACGCGCUCAUUUCGGAAUGCCUUUACAAGUCUCAGGGUGACAUGAAUGGGUACGAAAGAGUACUUGCAAAGCGUCCAACAGAAAUUUCUGUGAAUCAUAGCCGUUUAGCUGCCCAGCGCCAUGGUAUUGGGCACAAGCCUCUCACAGUGGACGGCGUCAAUGACAUUAUGAACCUCUUUCUGGGUCACGCUAUCAAGUCCCUUGAAAAGCGGAAGUGGAGCGGAACUUUCAACUUCGCUCUCAUGCAACCUACGCCAACAGUAGGCAUUGAUGAGAACGGCAACUCCAACGCAGACCGUCCGUACACAAACUCAAGAAACGGCUCUCCGUGGAAGUCGGCGGUUAGGAAGAACAACUCUUCUCGUAGCCGUAAGAAGAACGCGGUGGUGGACGUAGCAGCCGCGGAUCCCCCUACUGACUUGACGGAAACGCCGCUACGAAAUCCGCUGCAGUCGAAGAGGUCCGCAUUUACCGUGUCAUCGUCUGCCCUUGGAAACUCUGACACUCGGAUGUUCGUCGAUGACGGCUCAAGAAGUCGUCGCGACGAUGACCCGAGUCUGCAGUGGCGAAUGGAAUUAACUGGCAACAUUACAUAUCCCUCCAUUGAUGGAGCUCUGACGCUGAUUUGCGACUGCACUGUUGCAUUUCUGUUCUUCACCUGUGACGCAGACCUUCUACCUUCAGCGAACAGCUUCAGCCAGAAUUAA
Leptomonas pyrrhocoris is the source of this 950-nucleotide messenger RNA. RefSeq lists its product as hypothetical. The transcript has a single exon. NCBI's taxonomy places the organism in Eukaryota, Euglenozoa, Kinetoplastea, Trypanosomatida, Trypanosomatidae. The coding region runs from base 120 to 950 and encodes 276 amino acids. The record is from RefSeq and is a predicted model, not a curated record.